Messenger RNA from Oncorhynchus keta (chum salmon), 3906 nucleotides. RefSeq names its product neuralized E3 ubiquitin protein ligase 1B (gene neurl1b). Lineage: Eukaryota; Metazoa; Chordata; Actinopteri; Salmoniformes; Salmonidae. Gene Ontology annotation, cellular component: early endosome. The record is from RefSeq and is a predicted model, not a curated record. The coding region runs from base 275 to 2113 and encodes 612 amino acids. Gene Ontology annotation, biological process: ubiquitin-dependent endocytosis. The transcript has 7 exons. Gene Ontology annotation, molecular function: ubiquitin protein ligase activity.
AGAGAGAGAGAGAGAGAGAGAGAGAGAGGGGGAGACAGAGAGGUAGAGAGAGCAGCCUGCCUGAUCGUCACAUUUCUUGCAGAGAUAACAUUACAGAGAAUGUCCAUGCUUCUUUAAGGAGACUCAGCGCUGUUCAAAGGUUCAGAAAUACCCAGACUAAAAGGCCAAUAAGUAGAUCUUUGACAGACCAUAUUGGACAUACAUAAAUGGAUGGACAAAGAGAUAUUGCAUUCAGAAUUCACUUGUCAACCAGUGAGACGCAUCAGUGGAUAUAAUGGGCAACACACCACAUAAACCUUUAGAAGAUGUGACUCUACAGCCCGACCCUGUGGUGAGCAGGCAGUUCUUCACUCUGCACGGUGGCAGUGGUGGGGGAGGAGGUGGCAGGGGUUCGGUGGUAGAGAGGCGGACGUCGGCCCCCCCAGUGAUCCUCAGUCUGGAGUCGCCCAGGUUCCACCCUCAGGCCAAGGGGAAGAACAUCAGGCUGGACGGUCAGCUGAGACGAGCUACCAGGAAGAACAGCUUCUGCAACGGAAUCACAUUCAGCCAACGACCUGUUAGACUCUAUCAGAAGGUUCGUCUGCGUCUGUCCGGUGUACACAACGGCUGGAGCGGUGCUCUGCGGUUCGGUUUCACCAGUCUGGACCCGAGCGAGCUCAACUCCUCCAACAUCCCCAAGUACGCCUGUCCGGACCUGGUGACGCGGCCGGGUUACUGGGCCAAAGCCCUGCCGGAACGCCUGGCGAUCCGCAACAACGUCCUGUCCUUCUGGGCCGACAGACACGGCCGUGUGUUCUACAGUAUCAACGAGGAGGAACCCAUCCUCUUCCACUGUGGUCUGAGUAUAGGAUGUCCGCUCUGGGCCAUCAUAGACAUCUAUGGCCUCAUCCAGGAGGUUACACUGCUAGAGAGCAAGUUUGCAGAGAGUGUCGGGUCCAGUUGUCUGUCUGCGGCCCGUCUCAGUGCCUACCUCCCUCACAGCAGCCACGACUCCGCAAACUACAACAACAACCAGCUAGAGAACAACCAGGCCGCCGCGAAGAUGGCCACGUUACAGCUCAACAACAAAGCCACUGCGAAGAUGGCCACUGCGAACGACAGCUCAAAUUCUCUCAACACCUACAGCCAGAUGCUCCCCUGUUGUACCACAUCUUCCUCCUCCAUAACAUCAUCAUCAUCAUCCGUCCCAUUCUCCACCCCCCGGUUGGUCCGAGCUGGGCUCCCCUCGCCGCUCAACACCGACCUCCACUUCCAUCCAGUCCGUGGCCCGGACGUCAUCCUGUCAGCUGACCGCUCUGCAGCGUGUAUCCACUUCCUUGAGUCUUCGAGGACUCUGGUGUUCUCAGAUCGCCCCCUAAGGGUCAGGGAGACGCUCUACGUCGAGGUCGGUCAUCUCGGCCUGCCCUACUUCGGGGCGCUCCUUUUCGGACUGACCUCCUGCGAUCCGGGGUCCCUCCAUGCUGGGGAACUUCCUGCCGACCCAGAGGUGCUGCUGGACAGGAAGGAGUACUGGGUGGUGUACCGCGGCUUCCCCAUGCCCUGCUCCGGGGACGUUCUGUCCUUCAGCCUGACACCCAGCGGUGAGGUGCAUCAUGGGGUCAACGGGGCGGCCAGAGGGAGGCUGCUGUGUGUCGAUUCAUCACAGAAACUCUGGGCCUUCUUUACCCUGCAUGGAGCGGUCAACAGACUCAGGAUACUGGGCACGCUCCAGUCCAGCCCUUCCUUCCUUUCCUCCCAGACCAGUAGUAGCAGUAGUAGUCCAGACGACAGUGAUUCUGACCUGGCCUUCAGCGUCAACGGAUCCUCCUCCGAGUCCUCCCUGGUGACGGCCCCCAGCUCCCCUCUCAGCCCCCCUGUCUCCCCAACGCUGUCUCCCCCACCCUGUCUGCCCCACGCUGUCUCCCCCACCCUGUCUGCCCCAGAGCUGCCUUCUGGUGGUAAGAACGGGGAGUGCACCGUCUGUUUCGACCAGGAAGUGGACACAGUCAUCUACACCUGCGGUCACAUGUGUCUGUGUAACAACUGUGGGCUAAAGCUGAAGAGACAAGUGAAUGCCUGCUGUCCUAUCUGCCGCAGGCCCAUUAAAGACGUCAUCAAGACAUACAGACCAUGAGAGGACUGGGACAUUACUGGGACAUUACUGGGACAUUACUGCAGCAGGCCCAUUAAAGACAUCAUCAAGACAUACAGACCAUGAGAGGACUGAGACAUUACUGGGACAUUACUGGGACAUUACUGGGACAUUACUGCAGCAGGCCUAUUAAAGACGUCAUCAAGACAUACAGACCAUGAGAGGACUGAGACAUUACUGGGACAUUACUGCAGCAGGCCCAUUAAAGACGUCCCAUUAAAGACAUCAUCAAGACAUACAGACCAUGAUGUCUGGGACAUUACUGCAGCAGACAUUGUCUAGAGCAGGGAUAUUCAACUCUGACCCUACGAGAUCUGGAGUACUGCUGGUUUCCUGUUCUACGUGAUAAUUCAUUUCACACCUGUUGUCCCAGGUCUAUAUCAGUCCUUGAUUAGAGGGGAAUCACCCACCUGGUGUCCCAGGUCUAUAUCAGUCCUUGAUUAGAGGGGAAUAUUUAUUUUUAAAGCAGUGGAACUGGCUUUGAGGUCCAGAUGUAUAUUUGAAGGCUAUAGAGACAGACUGGACACCAUUUCAACAGGCUCAUCAAGGUCAUCAUUAAGCCUGACCAUCCAUGCGAGAACAAACUACUGGGACAGGGCUCUGUCUGCACCCCAGAGACGUCUCUUACCAGACUGGACACUCUACACUACGGCAGGUCCAUCACGGACCGCCCACAUCAAGACAUAUUGGCCCUGAUAGACUGGACAUACUCUCUCUCUCUACCCGAGACUCUCUCUCUCUCUACCUGAGACUCUCUCUCUCUCUCUACUCAAGACUCUCUCUCUCUCUAGCUGAGACUCUCUCUCUCUCUCUACCCGAGACUCUCUCUCUCUCUACCCGAGACUCUCUCUCUCUCUCUACCCGAGACUCUCUCUCUCUCUCUACCCGAGACUCUCUCUCUCUCUCUCUACCCGAGACUCUCUCUCUCUCUCUACUCAAGACUCUCUCUCUCUCUAGCUGAGACUCUCUCUCUCUCUCUACCCGAGACUCUCUCUCUCUACCCGAGACUCUCUCUCUCUACCCGAGACUCUCUCUCUCUCUCUACCCGAGACUCUCUCUCUCUCUCUACCUGAGACUCUCUCUCUCUCUCUCUCUACCCGAGACUCUCUCUCUCUCUACUCAAGACUCUCUCUCUCUCUAGCUGAGACUCUCUCUCUCUCUCUACCCGAGACUCUCUCUCUCUCUCUACCUGAGACUCUCUCUCUCUCUCUCUCUCUCUCUCUCUCUCUCUCUCUCUCUCUCUCUCUCUCUCUCUCUCUCUCUCUCUCUCUCUACCCGAGACUCUCUCUCUCUCUCUACCUGAGACUCUCUCUACCUGAGACUCUCUCUCUCUCUCUCUACCUGAGACUCUCUCUACCAUAGCUGAGGGCGGCAGGGCUUUCUUUUCCUGUUUGUCUGCCUGUCACAUGGUUUUUCUAAAUGUGUGGUUUUAACCCUUCACGUGUUGGAAGGACAGCUGAGGGGACUCUUCUGUGAGUCACCACUCUGCCAAAUACCUUCUACCUUUGUGCCUUAGACAAUGUUUGUCAAACGUCUUCAUGUCCAAGUUCUAAAUAUGAUGACAAUGCUAUUUGUAAAUGAAGGUGUUGUGGAAUUAAUGAAGAAUGGUCACUGCAGACAGCUUAUGCAAAAUAAAGAGAGACAUGUUUAUGUCAUGUUUCUAAAUGAGAAAAAUAUAUAACCUUAUGUUGGCGAAUUGUUCAGGGCUUUUUUUCUAAGAAGAGAAAGAUGUUUGAACAAGACAUGCAGAGUGUUAUUAAAUGAAACGUGCUGUA